Messenger RNA from Salvelinus fontinalis (brook trout), 3949 nucleotides. Its product is annotated as RNA-binding protein 41-like. NCBI's taxonomy places the organism in Eukaryota, Metazoa, Chordata, Actinopteri, Salmoniformes, Salmonidae. Gene Ontology annotation, cellular component: U12-type spliceosomal complex. Gene Ontology annotation, molecular function: pre-mRNA intronic binding; U12 snRNA binding. The record is from RefSeq and is a predicted model, not a curated record. Gene Ontology annotation, biological process: mRNA splicing, via spliceosome. The transcript is spliced from 6 exons. Bases 2295 to 3617 code for a protein of 440 amino acids.
GCCCAGUCUUGGAGGAACAGGAGACAGAGGGACAGAGACAGCUCCACAGUCUCCUCCUACAGCAGUUAGACACAGACGUCAACAUAGACAGUUUCUGGUAUCCAAUUGGUAGUUACAGUCCUGUCCCAUCGCUACAACUCCCGUACGGACUCGGGAGAGGCGAAGGUCGAGAGCCGUGCGCCCUCCGAAACACAACCCAGCCAAGCAGCACUGCUUCUUGACACGACGCCCGCUUAACCCGGAAGCCAGCCGCACCAAUGUGUCAGAGGAAACACCAUACACCUGGCGACCGUAUCGAAACACCGUACGCCCAGUGCCCGGCCCGCCACAGGAGUCGCUAGUGCGCGAUGGGACAGGAACAUCCCUCCCAGCCAAACUCUCCCCUAACCCGGACGACGCUGGGCCAAUUGUGCGCCGUCCCACGAGUCUCCCGGUCGCGGCUGCGACAGAGCCUUGACUCGAACCCAGAAUCUGUAGUGGCACAGCUAGCACUGCAAUGUAGCCUAGAUUGGAUUUAUAGAGUUUUUCUACCAACUGAAAGCGCUUUACAUAGUAAGGGGGAAACUCACCUCCUCAUACUGUUUCUUUUCUUAUACAGCAUUACAAUAGCAAGUUGCAACAGCCACAUUAUUUACAUAUUUUUAUUACACCCGAGGUCAGGACUGACAGUUCACUUUUCACAUAGGAUUUAUGGUAUGUUGCCUGUAAAAGGCAAUGAGGUAAUGUUACUAAGACUACCUUUCAAACCAGCCCAUUUUUACCACCUUUUUGCCGUUAUAAGCCUAUUAUACCUCUCGUACACAUGCCGGCCGGCACUGGUGAUGAGUGCACAGGAGUAGAGCUGUGAAGACGUGGGUAGGCGUUUUAUUUGAAUAAAUCCAUUGAAUAUACACCAUCACUAAGAUCUGUUAUUAGUUCGUUGAGGCAGGCCCUUAGAACACAUUAUAAGACUAAUACAAUGUAUUUUCACAAGAAUAGCAUAUUGAGUUUGUUACUUGUCUGCGCAGCCUAUGAAAUAAAAUCAAGUUUGUUCAUUAAACAGACAAGAGAACCUUGCAUUCCCCUGCCGUAAUCACAUUCAACAAACAUAUGUUUUAUAGAAAGAAUAUAACAGAAGAAAAUAUAAAUAAUAUUUUGCCACACAACUUCAGUGUCUCAUGGGAACGUGUGGAACCGCUGUCAUAUAACAAAAAGUGAUAUUUUGAAACAGAGCCCAAAGUAACGAUGUGCUUUCAAAACCGGUGUGCCUGUUCUUUACGAUAAAGUAAAGAAAUAAAAAAAAUCGGAUCUGGAUGAACCUCUGCAAUGAUUUGAAAAAGUCACUUUUUUGAUCCACGUUUUAAUAUUUUUUUCUAUACCCUCCCUUCACUUUGUUAAGUUUAGGCGUCGGCUGUUAAAUUGGCAGUAUCUUAAUCAUGAUAGCCUGCCGAUAGAAAACAAUAGCAAUUUAGAAUUUCAAAAGGAUGUGAGACUUGUGUUUAUAUUUCACAACUUCUGCGGGCUUAUGGGAGUUGCCUAUACGCGAUUGAGCAAAAUAAUAGGCCUACACUUAAUUUAGGCUACAUUAUUGCAUGUUAACCCUGAAAUGAUCAAGGCAUGUGAACUAAAUGAUUAAGAAUUGCUGCUCCCGAAAUGAAAUCUUAUUAUCUACUUAGAGACAGGCUCAGACCUCUCAUUCAGACCACAUUCAGAGACCACGUGGACGUAGAGAUCUCUCAUGUGUUGUCUCCAGAUGUGUUGUUAUCUACUUAGACAGGCUCAGACCUCUCAUUCAGACCACAUUCAGAGACCAUAUGGACGUAGAGAUCUCUCAUGUGUUGUCUCAGAUGUGUUGUUAUUACUUAGAGACAGGCUCAGACCUCUCAUUCAGACCACAUUCAGAGAGACCACGUGGACGUAGAGAUCUCUCAUGUGUUGUCUCCAGAUGUGUUGUUAUCUACUUAGAGACAGGCUCAGACCUCUCAUUCAGACCACAUUCAGAGACCAUAUGGACGUAGAGAUCUCUCAUGUGUUGUCUCAGAUGUGUUGUUAUUACUUAGAGACAGGCUCAGACCUCUCAUUCAGACCACAUUCAGAGACCAUAUGGACGUAGAGAUCUCUCAUGUGUUGUCUCAGAUGUGUUGUUAUUACUUAGAGACAGGCUCAGACCUCUCAUUCAGACCACAUUCAGAGACCAUAUGGACGUAGAGAUCUCUCAUGUGUUGUCUCAGAUGUGUUGUUAUCUACUUAGAGACAGGCUCAGACCUCUCAGUCAGACCACAUUCAGAGAGACCAUAUGGACGUAGGGAUCUCUCAUGUUUUGUCUCAGAUGUGUUGCCAAGAGGAAGUGUUUUGCCCCUGCUGCGCUGUACAAGCCGUUUGGGGAGCAGGCUGCCGGGGUGAGGAGUCUAUCCCAGUUCCAGGCUCUACAGGACGGGGAGAGUGAGCUGGCCAGUCUCAGGGAGCUGGGGCUCACAGACCUGGAGGUAGAACUGUGGCUCAACAGAGACCAGCCAGAGAACACUGAGAAGGGUCAUGGGGUGUGUGUGGCCCCCGGGGCGCGGCAGCAGCGUCUCCUGGUGAUCCAGGACAAGAUGGAUGCCAGGUCAGAGCUCAUUUCCCGCCCACAGCGCUUCUCAGCCAGCCUACCCCUGUCCCGCAGAGAGAUGGAGAUAGAGAAGGCCCUGUUCCAGGGCAAUGACCGCCUGGGUUUCCUCACUGCACUCUAUCAUCAAGAGGAAGAUACCCAAGCUGACCAGCAGGGGGCAUCUUCCUCAAACCCCCUGGACUCCCUGUACAGAGAUGUCCUAGGUGAUAGGCGAAAACACACGUCUGUGUCUGUAUCAGAGGACUCUGAUCUGAAAACCACAGGACACUCAUCUCCACCUCAGCCUGAACCACAAACUGACUUUGAGAAAUCACAGAGCUCAUGGAAAAGCAGCGACCAAUCACAAGUCCAGCUUGACUGUAAAUCUGAUCCAUUGAGAAGUGGGAUCAAGGACUCUGACCAAUCAGCUACAAUGGACACUUCUGGCCAAUCACAAGAUCAGGACCGACCUGUACACAAGCAAUUGUCAGCUCCAAAGAAGAUAAAUGUGAGCCAGCCAAUUGGUAGUCUGUGUAGUGCGGCAAAAGCGGGGCCUGGGGGUCCGGUGAUGGUGCGGGGCGAGGUAGAGGAGGUUCCAGAGGAAGAGAUUCAGCAGAACCGUGAAACAGAGGAAGGGAUCCGGAGCAUACCACGGUUCCACAACUACCAGCCAGGGAAACCAUCAAAGGUGCUGUGUGUGAAGAACCUGAGUGCCCGUGCCUCUGUGGCCCAGCUGGUGGCGCUAUUCUCCAGGUUUGAUUGCGACAUCACCCAGCCUGUAGUCUACCGCCUACUUACUGGCAGACUGAAGGGACACGCCUUCAUCACACUACCAGACACCGAAACGUCCCAGAGAGCCUUGGAGAUGGUGAACGGGUACCGGUUGCUAGGGAAACCUUUGGUGAUCGAGUUUGGCCUAGAGCGGAGGGAUGAGAAGAAACCAAAAACGGAACGGGACGAGGAGAAAACGAGAGAAUGUAGUGUACCAUCUCUACCUAACCCCAGUACUACAGACACUAAAUACUACAACAGGACUUCAACACACAAAUAAGAGACAAACAGACCGACCACAUAUGUGAUCAAAGGAGGAGAGUGACUCUUCAACGACUGAGGUUUGACAUUUCUGGACCAUUUGUUGUGUGAAGGUCGAUAAACGUGGAUUAGUGAAGUAUUUUUGUCCUGGAUGUUAGUGUUUUUUAUGUAUGAUCAUAGGCUGUGUUUGCAAUGUGAAGUAUUAAAAAUCUGUUCUCUGUUGCAUUUCAUUCUAAGGAUGGGGGGGGCAUUCCUCCGGGGGUCCAGUGGGGGGAAAAAUGGUCAUAGUUGAGGAAAAGUUUAAUGUACUUUAAUAAAAAAUGACUCAAGUGAAAGUCACCAAGUAAAAUA